Rhinolophus ferrumequinum (greater horseshoe bat) is the source of this 2280-nucleotide messenger RNA. It is a transcript of the gene HMGN4, whose product is annotated as high mobility group nucleosomal binding domain 4. Gene Ontology annotation, molecular function: nucleosomal DNA binding. Bases 638 to 889 code for a protein of 83 amino acids. NCBI's taxonomy places the organism in Eukaryota, Metazoa, Chordata, Mammalia, Chiroptera, Rhinolophidae. Gene Ontology annotation, cellular component: chromatin; nucleus. The record is from RefSeq and is a predicted model, not a curated record. The transcript is spliced from 4 exons. Gene Ontology annotation, biological process: chromatin organization.
GGCGGGUGUAGACUCUGGCGGCCGCAGAGGCCCACCCACAGACGCGGGGGGAGCAGCGGCUCCCGGCCCCGCCGGGCGGCGGCCCGAGCCCCGGAAGCGCAUCCUCAGCUCCUCGCCUUCUUGUCGGCGGACCCCAGCUCUCCGCUCCUCCGCGUUCCGGGCCCGCCGGCCCGCCCGCCGGCCCGCCGAAGGUGCGGCCUGGAGACUCGGCCGAAAGAGCCGAAAGUUAAGAAAUGGACCAACUGCGGACGCCGCACAAGACCGCGACUUGAGGCAAGUCACCGGCGCGCCGUUUACAGCAGGACUGGGUCUGGCCGCUGGCUUUGACCUCUGUGGGGCACGGGGUCGGCUCCCGCGUUCCCUGGAUCCUUCCAGCGCUUUUCCGGGAAGAAGACUUGUUGUUCCAGCUAACCUCACAGCCUCAGCUGCACCCUCAGGAUGUCCUCGUAGAUGUACCGUCGUCACCGUUGCUAGUUUCCAUCACCAUUUCCAAAGGAUUCCCAACAGGAGCCAAAGGUCCCGGUUCACUCAGGGGUCAAGAUGGAAGAUUAGCUUCAAGACCUUUCUGGGAGCAGUGUCAGGAAGACAGAAGAACACCCUGGACUGGCAAAGCCACCUGCUGAGCACUGCUGUCACCAUGCCCAAGAGAAAGGCCAAAGGAGAUGCUAAAGGUGACAAAGUGAAGGUGAAGGGGGAGCCACAGAGGAGAUCAGCACGAUUGUCUGCUAAACCUGCCCCUCCAAAACCAGAGCCCAGGCCUAGAAAGGCCCCUGCAAAGAAGGGGGAGAAGCUGCCCAAAGGAAGAAAAGGGAAAGCAGAUGGUGGCAAGGAUGGGAACAACCCUGCAGCCCAGCCACAGAAAGCAGAAGGUGCCAGGGAUGCCAAGUGAAGUGGACCUUUGGAACAGCUCUGUACUUCUAGUGACUACUGUUUGAAAUACUAUUUUUUAAUCAAAUUUUAUGAAAAUGUAGGAUUUUUUCAACUUGUGUUUUAAGCACACAGGGCACUUUGUUGUUGUCUUUUGUGGAAAGGGCAAAUGCCAGCAAUAGAAUGUCUCGGAAGCUGGAGUGACAUGUGGACACAGGAUUUCCUGACCUUGGUUUUGAAGAUUACUCUUGGUUUCAUCCACAUGUCAGCCACUUUGGUUCAGAAGCCUUACAGUGUGGGGAAGCAAAACUCACGUCUUCUGCUUUCCUGCUUCCAUCAGCAUAUCCCUGAAUUCCUGAAACCAAGAGCCAUGAUGUGUUGGCACCUAUAAAAUCAGCUCUGUUGGGGAACAAUACUCAGGCUUUCUGGUGAUGACAUCGAGAUGAUGUUGCUCAAAAGAGCCAACAUUUCUGUUUGUGAUUUGUGGAUCAUCCCAGUGGGAAUCUUGCAGUUUUUAGUUUGUUUCCUCUACGUCAGUGAAAAGCUCUUACACGCCUCAUGUAAAAUGUCUACCACUUCUGAAAAAUUUUCCUGUUCAACACAGCAACAGAAGACUGUUGACUUUUUGAGGAGGGGAGUUCAGAAGUUGUAAAAUUUUAUGGAUUGUUUCCCAUAUCCUGCUGAAAGUAACUGUUCUUGAAAAGUAUCUUAUAAAGCUGGAUACAAAUUGGUAGUGGGGGAUCAUGUCCUACCCAAACUCCUAAAGCAAUUUUUUAUUGCCUUGUAAAAGUUGUGUAGUUUUGCUUUCACAUUUAUCUUUAGUCUUCCCUGAACUGCUUUUUGUGAAAAGUAUGAGAUAGAAGUUCAAUAUAAUAUAUAUAUAUAUAUAUAUAUAUAUAUAUAUAUAUAUAUUGUUUUCCAUAUAGAUACGUGGUUAUCCCAGCACUAUUUUCUGAAAAGUUCAUCCUUCCCUCAUUGGUCAAGUCUCUCUGUCUCUCUGUCUCUGUCUCUGUCUUUCUCUCUCUCUGUUGAUGGUUUCUAUUCUGACUCACUGGUCAAUUUGUCUAACCUUGUGGCAGUGCUAUACAAUCCUGAGUACUGCGACUUUAGAAAUUAGUCUUGAUAUCUCAGGACAAAUCCAACUACCACCUCCAACACUUCCACCAAAUUUUUCUUUCUCGGGAGUGUCUUGGCUGUUCCUAGCCAUUUGCUCUUCCAUGUAACUUCUAGAAUUAGACUGACAAGUUCUAAGUCAAACAAAACAAAAAGUAUUGGAAUUUUUAUUGGAUUUAUAUUGCAUUUAUAAAUUACAAUGUUGAGUCUAUCUGUGGACAUGGUAUAAUUCCAUUUAUUUAGGAUUUUUAAAUGUCUUUCAAUAAACUUUUAUAAUUUUCUCCAUCACUGUCUUUUAUU